AUGUCGGUCGAAGACUUGAAGUCAGUCGUUGAAAAGUUGCAGGACAGAAUCCAGACCCUCGAGAAGAAGGCCGGGCUCGUUCCAAACGUGCCAAAGUCCAUCAGAAUGGUGUUGAUUGGUCCUCCAGGCGCCGGAAAGGGCACCCAGGCGCCAAACUUGAAGGAAAAGUUCUGCGCCUGCCACUUGGCCACAGGUGACAUGUUGAGAGCUCAGGUUGCCGCCAAAACCGAAUUGGGUGUUGAGGCCAAGAAGAUCAUGGACAAAGGUGGUUUGGUUUCGGACGAAAUCAUGGUCAACAUGAUCAAGAGCGAGUUGGAAAACAACAAGGAGUGCAAGAACGGCUUCAUCUUGGACGGUUUCCCCAGAACCAUCCCGCAGGCCGAGAAGUUGGACGGCAUGUUGAGUGAGAGGAAAACGCCGUUGCAAAGCGCCGUGGAGUUGAAGAUCGACGACGAGUUGUUGGUGUCGAGAAUCACCGGCAGAUUGGUCCACCCAGCCAGUGGCAGAUCCUACCACAAGUUGUUCAACCCUCCUAAGAAGGACAUGACCGACGACAUCACCGGCGAGCCUUUGGUUCAAAGAUCUGACGACAACGAAGACGCCUUGAAGAAGAGAUUGGUCACCUACCACAAGCAGACCGAGCCUAUUGUCGAGUACUACAAGAAGGCUGGCAUCUGGAGCGGAAUCGACGCCUCGCAAAAGCCAGCCAAGGUCUGGGACGACAUCUUGAAGUGCUUGGGCCAGAAAUAG
Molecule: messenger RNA, 750 nt
Organism: Clavispora lusitaniae ATCC 42720
Lineage: Eukaryota; Fungi; Ascomycota; Pichiomycetes; Serinales; Metschnikowiaceae
Gene: ADK1
Product: adenylate kinase
Biological process (GO): ADP biosynthetic process
Cellular component (GO): mitochondrion; cytoplasm
Molecular function (GO): AMP kinase activity; ATP binding
Source: RefSeq, a predicted model, not a curated record